CGCCAGAAAUUACGUGAAAUUAUUCUACAGCAACAGCAGCAGAAGAAGAAUGCGGUUCGUCAGGAAAAAGCCUUGCAGGAUGCAGCAACUCCUAGCCAUGCUGCUCCUCUUCAGCAUUGGCAGCAAGACAACUUAAAUCAAAUUUUUAACCGCCCUCCUCCUCCGUAUCCUGGGAAUAUUAGGUCCUCCAUGGUCCCUCCGGGUGGGCCAAGGUUCACCGUAUACCCAAAAGACCAACGUGGACCAUUUCCUGGUGAUGGGCAGUUCAAUAGACCCCAGUUUCCAGGUGAUAUGAGUGCCAUGGGGAUGAGACCUCACGGUCUUAGAUACGGGUUUCCAGGAGGUGGCCAUGGUCCACCAUCAGGUCAAGAACGUUUCCUUGGUCCUCAGCAGCCAAUGCAACGCCCUGGAGUUCCACCACAGCUGAGAAGAUCUCUGUCUAUUGAUAUGCCUCGGCCAGUGAACAAUCCGCAGAUAAAUAAUGCAUCUGGGAUCUCUCAACAUUUUCCUCCACAGGGAAUUCCAGUUCAGCAGCACAAUAUAUUGGGUCAGGCAUUCAUCGAGUUACGUCACAGAGCUCCUGACGGGAGGCCAAGGCUGCCUUUUAAUCCUUCUGCUCCAAAUGUUAUGGAUGCAGCAGCACAACAUCAACGACAUGCAGGGUUUAUACCCAGGCAGGAGUUUCCGGGCCCAAGACAGGCAGAACCACUGAGACAUAAUUCUCAAGGUAUACCUAACCAGUUGCAGAUGUCUGCAAGUUUGGAGCAUAUGUCUCAAUCCCAGCAGGAUCAAAUCAAUCCUGACAACCCACCUGCACUUGUAAUACGUUCUCUAAGUCAUCCACCUGUUGCUGAUGCAUUCCCAGGACCAUCGUUGUCUACAUCUGCACCAAGUGAUGAAUCUGCAAAUUUACAGAUUGCCAGCCAGCCAAGUGAUGGUCUAGAAGAAAAGCUUGAUCCUGAUGAUCCUGCUGUGAAAGACUUGGAUGUGAAAGACCUUGAUGGAGUUGAAGUCAAGGAUUUAGAUGAUGAGGAUCUGGAAAAUUUGAAUCUAGACACAGAAGAUGGGAAAGGAGAUGAACUGGACACUCUAGAUAAUUUGGAAACCAAUGAUCCUCACCUUGAUGAUCUUCUGAGAUCCGGGGAAUUUGAUAUAAUUGCAUACACAGACCCAGACCUUGAUGUGGGGGAUAAGAAAGGAAUGUUUAAUGAAGAACUAGACCUUAGUGUCCCCAUCGAUGACAAACUAGAUAUCCAGAGCAAGACAGAAGAACCAAAACAGAAAGAACAAGGUGUUAGAACCGUUUCUCCUCCUAAGACCCAGUCUCCACAGAAGAAAUCUGCUACCGAAAAUGAAAUUAAAACAGAAGUACUUUCCCCAAACAUUCAGGAGGAAAAGAAGAAUGAAAAUGAAAAAAGUGAUGGAAAUGCUGAAUCCAUGAGUACUCAACAGGCUGCUGAAGUGGAGUUAAAGGAUGGAGAAAAGGCUCCGGCGCAGCCUGCUAACCCAGAAUUCCCUGACAAAACCACUGCUGUUCCUAGUCAAGAAACAACUGUGCCUAGUCCAGAUGCUCAGGGAUCUGCUCCCCUGCCUGUUCAAGGAGCAGUAAGUUCCUGCAGUAUUUCUGGGUCCACGCCAGUCCUCUCAAGCUUGCUAGCUAAUGAAAGCUCAGAUAAUGCUGAAGCAAGGACUCUAGGCUCUCCAUCUCAGUCUUUGCCAACGACACAAAUGAACCAUACAACAGGUAUUCCACAAACACUAAUGACACCUGGUGGACAGAUCUUGGAAAACACUUUAAAUUCAAAUUUAGCCAUGGUUCCACGAAUGAACCAUAAUUUUUCUCAAGGGUCACCAAAUCCAGGAUUUAUUCAGAGUCAGUCAUCUAAUCAUAAUUUUGGGACAGGACAGACAUCUAAUCAAACUGUGGCUGUAACAAACCGUCCUGGUCCUAGUGGCAUAUCUGGCCCCCAACAGAUAAUGCUCCCUCAACCUUUAGCUCAACAACAAAAUCGAGAGAGACCACUUCUGCUAGAGGAACAGCCGCUUCUUCUGCAGGACCUUUUGGAUCAAGAAAGACAGGAGCAGCAGCAGCAACGACAGAUGCAAGCCAUGAUUCGCCAACGUUCGGAGCCAUUUUUCCCCAAUAUUGAUUUUGAUGCAAUUACUGAUCCUAUAAUGAAAGCAAAAAUGGUAGCUCUUAAGGGGAUCAAUAAAGUCAUGGCGCAGAGUAACAUGGGGAUGCCACCAAUGGUUAUGAACAGGUUUCCCUUUAUGGGUCAGCCAGUGCCAGGGGCUCAGGCCAGUGAAGGCCAAAAUCAUAUGCAGCAGGUAAUUACACAGGACGGAAGUUUGACACCUCAGAUUUCUAGACCUAAUCCUCCCAAUUUCGGUCCUGGUUUUGUCAAUGAUUCACAAAGAAAGCAAUAUGAGGAAUGGCUGCAAGAAACACAACAACUUCUUCAAAUGCAGCAGAAGUACCUUGAGGAGCAAAUUGGAGCACACAGAAAAUCAAAAAAGGCACUCUCAGCAAAACAGCGUACAGCCAAGAAAGCUGGCCGUGAGUUCCCGGAAGAAGAUGCAGAACAGCUUAAACAUGUUACUGAGCAGCAGAGUAUGGUCCAAAAACAACUAGACCAGAUUCGAAAGCAGCAGAAAGAGCAUGCGGAACUGAUUGAGGAGUAUCGAAUCAAGCAGCAGCAGCAGCAGCAGCAGUGUGGAAUGGCACCCCAUGGUAUAAUGCCAGGCGUCCAGGCUCAACCACCAAUGGUUCCAGGAGGAGCAUCACCAGCAAUGAAUCAGCAAAACUUCCCCAUGGUGGCACAACAGCUCCAGCAUCAGCAACAUACAGUGGUAAUCCCCGGGCAAUCCAACCCUCCCAGAAUGCCAAAUUUAUCUGGGUGGCAAUCUGCAAAUGCCCCUGCAAGUCAUAUUUCCAUGAAUCCAGCAAGGAUGCAGCCUCCAAUGACACCGUUGCCAAUUACUCCCGGUACACCAGCUCCUGUGCCUGGUCCAAACGCAACUGCACAGUCGGGGCCACCCCCAAGGGUGGAGUUUGAGGACAAUAACCCUUUUAGCGAAAGUUUUCAAGAGCGGGAAAGAAAGGAGCGUUUACGAGAGCAACAGGAGCGGCAACGCAUUCAGCUUAUGCAGGAGGUCGAUCGACAGAGGGCUUUACAGCAGAGAAUGGAACUAGAACAGCACGGUAUGAUAGGGUCUGAAUUAAAUAACAAAACAUCCUUAUCUCAGAUACCUUUCUUUAAUUCUGAUCUACCUUGUGAUUUCAUACAAACUCCGCGACCUCUUCAGCAGUCGCCACAGCAUCAGCAGCAACAAAUGGGGCAAAUUCUGCAACAAGGCUCUGUGACCUCGCCUCCUGCCACAAAUUUUAUGCAGAGCGGUGAGCGAAGGCCAGUGGGACCCACAACUUUUGGACCUGAUGCAUCUGCUGUUCCAGGUGGAGCCCCUAACUUCCAUAAUGUAAAACAAACUCACGGGAACCUCCCUGGGGCUACCUUUACACAGAACCAAGUCAGGCCUCCGUUUGCUUCUGCCGUACCUUCCUCUGCAGUACUCAGUAGUGGUGCCCCGUGUGGUUCGGACACCAGCGUGCCCCAGGCAACGAACUUCCCUGGAUCAAGCCAGUCUCUCAUACAGCUGUAUUCUGACAUAAUCCCAGAAGAGAAAGGAAAAAAGAAAAGGACACGAAAAAAGAAAAAGGACGAUGAUGCUGAGUCAAUAAAAGCCCCGUCAACUCCACAUUCAGAUAUAACUGCCCCGUCAACUCCAACCAUUUCUGAUUCUACCUCCACCCCCACAGUUAACACCCCCAAUGAACUUUCACGUCAUCAAGAUGAACAAGAGUCAGUGGAGUUAACAGGCCCAUCGACAUCAAACACAGGAGAGAGCCAGACCUCUCCAGAGCUGGAAUGUAAGCUCCCCGACAGCAGUCUGCCACAGAAACAGCCGAGUGCAAGUACAGAGACUGAAAAGGCUAAAACAGAUACACCUACCAGCAUUCAAGAAGUUAAACUAGAAAAGGCAGAAACUGAUCAAUGCUCGGGUCAAGCUGAGCCUAAAGCAGAAAAUCCAAGCAGUAUUAAAGUGGAGGAGGAUAAGGUAACAUCGCAGCCUGCCUCUUCAGCUCAGAGUCCAGCACGACCAGCCAGCGUUCCAGCAGCGAAAGGGGAGUCAGGGAACGAAUUGCUGAAACACCUGCUUAAAAAUAAGAAGUCCUCAUCUCUUCUGAAUCAGAAAUCGGAGAACAGCGGCCGAACAGAAGAGGAGGCUUCUGGGGAUAAAAAGUUAGCAGAGAAGCAGAAUCCAGCUGAAGGAAUGCAAACUGCAGGAAACCAGAUGCAAGGUGCAUUUGGGUGUAGUAACAGCCAGCUUCAGAGAACAGAUGUAGGACCUGAAACCAAGAAACAGAGAAAUAAGCGAACUCAGAGGACAGGAGAGAAGGCAGCUCCUCGGUCCAAGAAAAGAAAAAAAGAGGAAGAGGAGAAACAAGCCAUUUACCCUAACGCUGAUACAUUCAUCCAGCUAAAACAGCAGCUUUCUCUUCUGCCUUUGAUGGAACCAAUAAUUGGAGUGAGCUUUGCACACUUUCUUCCCUAUGGCAGUGGCCAGCUAAAUGGUGGAAAUCGACUUGUGGGAAGUUUUGGUAGUGCUACUCUUGAUGGGGCUUCAGAUUACUACUCCCAGCUCAUUUACAAGCAGAACAAUCUGAGCAAUCCUCCGACGCCCCCAGCCUCUCUUCCUCCCACACCACCUCCGGUGGCAUGCCAGAAGUUGGUAAAUGGCUUCGCAACCACUGAGGAACUUGCUGGCAAGGCUGGUGUGAUAGGAGGUCAUGAUGUUACCAAAGCUCUGGGACCAAAGCAGUUCCAGUUGCCUUUCAGACCUCAAGAUGAUUUAUUAGCAAGAGCAAUGGCUCAGGGCCCUAAAACUGUGGAUGUUCCUGCUUCACUUCCCACACCACCUCACAACAAUCAGGAGGAGUUAAGGGUUCAAGAUCACUGCGAGGACAGGGACACUCCUGACAGCUUUGUUCCUUCUUCCUCUCCUGAAAGCGUGGUGGGAAUGGAAAUCAGUAGGUAUCCAGACUUGUCAGUUGUAAAGGAGGAGAACCCAGAACCCGUACCAUCUCCCAUCAUUCCCAUCCUACCUAGCAGUACUGGAAAAGGUUCAGAAGCCAAAAGGAAUUAUAUAAAAUCAGAACCUGGUUCAGGAGCAUUACCUGGCUCUGGCUUGUUUGCCUCUCAGCUUGGACCCUCCCAAAAUGGUCCUAAGUCUGGCCUCAUAUCUGUAGCAAUUACUUUACAUCCCACAGCUGCUGAGAACAUCAGUAGCGUUGUAGCGGCAUUCUCCAACCUGCUCCACGUCAGAAUUCCCAACAGUUACGAGGUUAGUAACGCUCCAGACGUCCCAUCCUCCAUGGCAACUGCCAGCAGUCACAGAGUGAACCCAUCUAUGGAGUACAGGCAUCACUUACUACUUCAGGGUCCUCAGGCAGGAUCCAUGGGACCUGCCAGGAUCGUAGGGUCUUAUGGACUAAAGCAACCUAAUGUGCCCUUUCCUGCGAACAGCAAUGGUAUAGCUGGCUAUAAGGAUCACAGUCAGAAUAUUGCAGAAGGCUCAGCAUUGAGACCUCGAUGGUGCUCUCACUGCAAAGUUGUGGUUCUUGGUAGUGGUGUGCGGAAGUCCUUCAAAGACCUGCCUUUCCUUAAACAGGAUUCCCAAGAAGGCUCUGAUAAAAUGAAGGACAUCGUAUUCUGUAGCAACAACUGCUUUGUUCUUUAUUCAGCAGCUGUGCAAGCAAAAAACUCGGAGAACAAAGAAGCAGUUCCAUCUCUGCCGCAGUCACCGAUGAAAGAGAGGCCGCCUAAAGCAUUCCAUCAGUACAGCAACAACAUCUCCACUUUGGACGUCCACUGUCUGCCUCAGCUGCAGGAAAAAGUUUCUCCGCCAUCAUCACCCCCCAUCAUGUUCCCCCCUGCGUUUGAAGCAGCCAAGGUAGAGGCAAAACCGGAUGAGCUUAAGGUAACGGUGAAACUAAAACCUCGAUUAAAAGCAAUACACAGUAGUCUUGAUGACUGUCGGCCUCCAAGUAAGAAAUGGAAAGGAAUGAAAUGGAAAAAGUGGAGCAUUCAGAUUGUGAUUCCUAAAGGAUCAUUCAAACCUCCUUGUGAAGAAGAAAUAGAUGAAUUUCUUAAAAAACUGGGCACAACCCUUAAACCAGAUCCUGUGCCUAAAGACUACAGGAAAUGUUGCUUCUGUCACGAGGAAGGUGAUGGAUUAACUGAUGGACCAGCAAGGCUUCUUAACCUGGAUUUAGACCUUUGGGUCCACUUGAACUGUGCUCUUUGGUCUACAGAAGUCUACGAGACACAAGCUGGUGCCUUAAUAAACGUGGAACUAGCACUGCGAAGAGGCUUGCAAAUGAAAUGCAUGUUUUGUCACAAAAUGGGUGCCACCAGCGGUUGUCACAGGUUAAGGUGCACCAAUAUUUAUCACUUUACCUGUGCCAUUAAAGCACAAUGCAUGUUUUUUAAAGACAAGACCAUGCUUUGCCCCAUGCACAAACCAAAGGGAACUCAUGAGCAAGAACUUAGUUACUUUGCAGUCUUCAGGAGGGUCUACGUUCAGCGCGAUGAAGUGCGGCAGAUCGCCAGCAUCGUUCAGCGAGGAGAACGUGACCACACUUUCCGUGUGGGAAGCCUGAUUUUCCACGCGGUCGGGCAGCUGCUGCCGCAGCAGAUGCAGGCCUUCCACUCCUCAAAAGCACUCUUCCCCGUGGGUUACGAGGCCAGCCGGUUGUACUGGAGCAUGAGAUACGCCAACAGGCGCUGUCGCUAUCUCUGUUCGAUCGAGGAGAAGGACGGGCUUCCGUUAUUUGUCAUCAAGGUUGUGGAGCAAGGCCACGAAGAUCUGGUCCUUACUGACACAACACCAAAAGGUGUGUGGGAUAAAAUCCUGGAGCCCGUUGCUUCUGUUAGAAAAGAGUCUGAAAUGCUCCAGCUGUUUCCCGGCUAUUUGAAGGGCGAAGACCUCUUUGGUUUGACAGUCUCUGCCGUGGCCAGGAUUGCCGAAUCGCUGCCAGGGGUUGAGGCCUGUGAGAACUACACUUUCCGCUAUGGCCGAAACCCCUUAAUGGAACUCCCUCUUGCCAUCAACCCCACGGGCUGUGCCCGUGCCGAGCCUAAAAUGAGUACCCAUGUCAAGAGGUUUGUGUUAAGGCCUCACACCUUGAAUAGCACCAGCACAUCGAAGUCAUUUCAGAGCACAGUUACGGGAGAGCUGAACGCGCCUUACAGUAAGCAGUUCGUCCAUUCCAAGUCCUCUCAGUACCGCAAAAUGAAAACUGAAUGGAAGUCCAACGUGUAUCUAGCUCGCUCUCGUAUCCAGGGCCUGGGCUUGUAUGCUGCUAGGGACAUUGAAAAGCACACUAUGGUCAUUGAGUAUAUCGGAACGAUUAUCCGGAAUGAGGUGGCAAACCGGAAGGAGAAGCUUUAUGAAUCGCAGAAUCGCGGCGUGUACAUGUUCCGCAUUGACAAUGACCACGUCAUCGAUGCUACCCUGACGGGCGGCCCUGCAAGGUACAUCAACCAUUCGUGUGCACCGAACUGCGUGGCUGAGGUGGUGACUUUUGAGAGAGGACACAAAAUUAUCAUCAGCUCCAGCAGGAGAAUCCAGAAAGGGGAGGAGCUUUGCUACGACUACAAGUUUGACUUUGAAGAUGACCAGCACAAGAUUCCAUGUCACUGUGGAGCUGUAAACUGCCGAAAGUGGAUGAACUAGAAUGCAUUCCUUGCUGUCUUUGAGGGUUGCUUGUCCCUAGGAAGAAGUGAUUCACACUUUUGAUUUUGUCGACGGAAAAUUGUUGCCUUUUGGAAGGGGAAAAAAAGAAAAAAAAAAAUCACUUCUGGAAGUACAGAUUUCUACUCGAGUAUUUAAAAAGAAAAAAAAAAAAACCAAAAAAAAGAAAAAAAAAAGCACCAAGCACCAGAAGCAAGCCGGCAAAAUCCGAAGCUAACUUUCCAGAGACGUGGAGGUUAAACUGAAGUAACAGAAUGGUCCAGCACUUUUGUUUUUGAGCUCACUGAGGAGAAACUGUUUAACUUGGGCAAAGAACCGAUGGCCGACCUGCGGGAGGGCAGGUGGGCAUCUAUGAAUGUAAGACUGAAAUCACCAGCGAAAGGGAGAAGUCCAAAGUGCUGGCCACAGCCUUAUUUGAUAAAGGGGCAGGCCCUCUAAUUAAAGAAAAAUUUUAAGUAAAAGUAGACACCACUGAACAAGGAAUGUACUGAAACGACUUCCUUAGGGAUAGAGCUAAGGGAAAAAAUAACUUGCACUAAAAUACAUUUAAAUACUUGAUUCCAUGAGUCAGUUUAUUGUAGUUUUUGAUUUCUGUAAAAUAAGAGAACCUUUUUGUAUUUAUUAUUGAAUAAGUGAAUGAAGCUAUUUUUAAAAAGAAAGUUAGAAGAAAGCCAAGCUGCUGCUGUUACCUGCAGAACUAACAAACUCUGUUACUUUGUACAAAAGUGUAAAUAUUUUGAGAAAAAAAAAAAAGACAGUAUAAAAAUAGUUAUUGACCAAAUGCUACCAGACUCUGCAGCAGUUCGGGUGCUUAUUAUCAGAUGUCAAUAGGGAUGUUACAAUAUGAUCUCGUGUAUUAACAGGCGUGUGGCUACACCUACGGCAUAACCAAAAUCUCAGUUUAAAGAGAGGGGUUUUAUGUUUAAAGCAGUCUCAACUGUGGUCUUACGAGAAAUUUUUUAAGCAAACCUUAAGCCUGGUAAGGGCAUGUAUAUUACAGCUCUGACUUUUGUAGAUGUUUGGGUAAUUUAGAUAUUAAUUUUAUUUGUAUUAUAUUGUUGCAUCCCUAUUUCUUAAGUCAGGUUUUUUUGUGCUUACAAUUUGUGAUAACUGUGAAUAACUGCUAAAACCACCCAAAAUAGAGGCUGGACAGUGUUUUUUCUUCAGCAAAAGUAGUCAAGAUUAGGUGACCGUUCAGCCUACAUGAAAUCAUGUAAACAGCAUAGAAUCAUGUAGUUGGAGCUUAAGUCUGAUAUGAUAGCCUUCGUAAAAGGAAAACGAGGAAAAAAAUUAGAUGUCAUGUGCUUGCAGCUGCAGGACUCUGGCAAUAGGGGUUUGGAAAAUGUAAUUUAAAGAUGUGUUUGUAUGGGUUGUUUUUGUUUACAUUUCUUUAAAAAAAAAAUAAACACUGUUUUGUGUUUGCUUGUAGAAAUUUAAUCAGCAUUUUGAACCAGGUUAGCUUUUUAUUUUGUACUUAAAAUUCUGGUACUGACACUUCACAGGCUAAAUAUAAAAAAAAAAAAUGAAGUUUUUUUUUUUGUGUGCACAAUUAAAGUGGACUGUAAACUGUUGGUAUAUUCAGUAAUACAGUUCUGAACUUGUAAUGUAUAUGGCAUGAUGUAUUUUUAUCUUACAGAAUAAAUCAAUUGUAUAUAUUUUUCUCUUGAUAAAUAGCUGUAUGAAAUUGUUUCUUGAAUAUUUUUCUUCUCUUGUACAAUAUUCCAACAUCCUACCAGUAUUUGUCCUACAGUUUUUUUCUGUUCUGUAUAAUAGUAUCUAAUGUUGGCAAAAAAAAUACAAAAACUACACAAAAAAAA
This is a messenger RNA of Leptosomus discolor (cuckoo roller), 9632 nucleotides long. The record is from RefSeq and is a predicted model, not a curated record. Lineage: Eukaryota; Metazoa; Chordata; Aves; Leptosomiformes; Leptosomidae.